UUGAGGUUAGUUGGAGGAUACUGGAAAGGAGAAGGAAGAGUAGAGAUUUUGUACAAUGGUUACUGGGGUACUGUUUGUGAUGACAUCUGGGAUAUAAGCGACGCGAGAGUUGUUUGCCGUGAACUUGGAUAUCCAGACGCUGUUAGUGCUCCACACGAUGCACGCUUCGGUCAAGGAAGUGGUCCAAUUUGGUUGGAUGAUGUACACUGCUUGGGAAUUGAAAGGUCUAUUGUAGAUUGUGGGCACAGUGGAUGGGGUGUAGAAAACUGCGCUCACAGUGAAGAUGCAUCGGUGAUUUGUUCAAGUAAGUACAACCUAACCAACCUAUGCAUAUAUUGACGAAUAUACUAGUGUGGCUUUAUAUGCGUUAUUUAGUAUAUGCAAAAGCAAGAUAAUAUUAAGGCCUAUAGCUAGUAAGAGUGCAAAACAGUGGAGAAAAAACUAGCUACCUUAGCUACCUAUUAGUUUGUUUCUUUUCAUAAAUACUUUAAUUUAACUCUGUGCAUUUACCUUUUACUUUAUAGCUAAUACAUCUUCAAUACCUACAACUAUUUCACCAACAUCAGGUAACAGAAACUUCCGUUUUGAUUUUUCCUGCAUUCAGUUUUAGAAUUGUAAGAAACACAUUUUAUUUUGUACUUGUAGUAGAGCUCUCAGUAACGACAGUUUCUAGCUCCGUCCCAAGUGACAGCGGUAAGUAGUUUCACGAUCUUAAUUCUAUAUGCUUAACUUAUUAAUUAAACCGUACACUAUGGAAAACGUUUGACUGCAUUCAUAUGACAGAUAUAAGAGAGGCGAACAUUCUCCAACCGUUUACACAGUAACGUUAAACUUUCGUUCUUUCCAUUCCAAGUGACAUGUGCAAAAUUAAGCCGCCCAGGAUGGGUUUUUAUGGAAACAACGUCAACAGAGGCUUUAUACAACAUCGUAUACGUAUGGGUAUGAGGAUUAUGUCUACUAGUGAAUGGGAAGGGGAAAAUUAGGCUAUCAAAAAGUCACGUCAAAAAGUUCAUACGCCGAUUUUCCCUUACUAUUUGUUUGUUUCUCUGCUAAUUUUCUUUUGCAGCAGGAAUUUCAGCGAGUGUAUCGCCAUCAAUCAGUGCAACUGGAGUGUCAAGUAAGUCUAAAAAUUUCUCCAUCACUCUCCAGAUCUGAAAGAAAGUUUUUAUUGUACAUCAAGACAGUCAUUUUAAGAAUUGGAAAAUCAAACAUUUAAAACGUCUCGCCUGGCAUGUGUCGGUUAAUGGAGUUCUACUUUGAUAAUCUACGAAACCAGGAUGGUGUGUUUAGUUCGCCGAAGUACGAUAUUGAUUUUUAACCUUUUAAUAACUCACAGUUUGCGUGUGUGUUAGCAUUAUCACUAUUAAUAUUAUCCAUUUAUUUUUCUGUACGCGUGUCAGCAAGUGUAUCAAUCAGUCAAAGCUUCUAUAGUGAAUUCAGUCCACGUGAUGUCCUCAAGGGAAUUUGCUUUGUACGUGGAUAGCGCGAUAUUUAAAAGAAACAGUUCUCUAGGGUAACAUCAGAUGGUCUGUAAUUUUCUUUUCGCAGGACUGAGACUUGUUGGUGGAAGCUGGAACGGAGAGGGACGAGUAGAGAUAUUGUAUAGCGGCAGCUGGGGAACUGUGUGCGAUGACAUCUGGAAUAUGAAUAAUGCUCGAGUCGUAUGCCGUCAGCUGGGAUAUUCUGACGCUGUUAGCGCUUUAAAUGAUGCACAUUUCGGUGCUGGAAGUGGUCAAAUCUGGCUAGACAAUGUCAAUUGUGCGGGAAGUGAAGAUUCCAUUGAGAAUUGCCCGCACAAUGGAUGGGGUUCACAUAACUGCGGUCACCAUAAAGAUGCAUCUGUCAUUUGUUCAAGUAAGUACGCGAGUAGUGACCUCGUCUCAGUUGCAUAUGCUCCAUCUCUGUAA
Molecule: messenger RNA, 1907 nt
Organism: Porites evermanni
Lineage: Eukaryota; Metazoa; Cnidaria; Anthozoa; Scleractinia; Poritidae
Source: the annotation of a GenBank genome assembly